Molecule: messenger RNA, 1273 nt
Organism: Cynoglossus semilaevis (tongue sole)
Lineage: Eukaryota; Metazoa; Chordata; Actinopteri; Pleuronectiformes; Cynoglossidae
Gene: fam131c
Product: family with sequence similarity 131 member C
Exons: 8
Source: RefSeq, a predicted model, not a curated record
GUUUUUUGGCUUUGCAAAUUACAAGGAGAUGGACUACUCAUGGGGCGUUGGUGCAAUUUCCGGUGGGGAAAUAUAUUAGUUUAACGUUGACACUGAAUUGGCCCAAUCACUAUUAUCAAUAGUAAUUCCCACGUGUUUCUUUUUUUAACCCCUGACUAACUAAGCGGCCAUUGGUUCGUUUCUUGACUGACAGAGGGAUACUCCAAUCAGACUUUUUAAAUGCUUUCCGCAUUCCCUGCAGCGUGCGAGGGUUUUUGUAUAGACUGAUUACUGCAUGGUUUUAGUUUUUUUUUUUUUAAUAAAGUGCUUUUAAAUACAUAUCCGCGGGAUGGAAACGGGACAGAAUAAAGCAGGUUCUUCAGGAAGACGCCGCAAAAUGUGCCAAAAUGUGUCGCAGAAUCAGUACCUGUAGCUGAAGCUAGUGACGGACGGCGGUGGCGGCUAACCUUGGAAAGAUCAUCUGAGCUGGAGAUGAGGACACAGAAGUGUGACGGAUGGUAAUACGUGGCCACAAUGGUGAACAGAUAACUGCUCCAUCAAGACCAUGGGUGCCUGCCUCUGCAAAGGUCACAAAGAUCUCCACCUUCCAAUGACAGUACUGCAGGAUCAGACUGAGGAGGGUCAGACAUCCACUGCCAAGGAUGGUCAGAACCCCUCCAAUGGCAACAUGGCAGAUAAAGGCAGCCACUAUGACAUCGGGGAGCUCGCCACGUCCUCUCUGAUGGGUCUGGUGGCCACGAUAAAGGAGCAUAUCACAAAGCCGACAGCCAUGGCCCAGGGGCGAGUUGCCCACCUGAUUGAGUGGAAGGGUUGGGGUGGAGGGGGUGAAGCAAGAGGUGGGGGCAACUGGGCCUACGGUAAAGGAGGAGGAGGCUGGGCAGGGAUGGGAGCAGAUCUACAGGAGGAUGAACAACUCUACUCACAAAUGACGGAUGAAAUCAAGGAGGCUCGCUUCGCUGCAGGUGUAGCAGAGCAGUUCGCUCUGGCCGAAGCCUCCAUGAACAUUUGGUCAAUGAACGACAGCAUUACUGAGCAACCUUGCAGCAGCUUACAAGCAGCAGCACAGACUCACUUCUUGUCCCAGUUCCUGCUGGACGGUGGCAGCAUUGGCAUCCCCCAGCAUCUGUACAGCCUUCACACACAGACCUAUGGCAUCAGCAGACCCACAAACUUGGUCCCGGUGUCACUGCUGGACUCCAUGCCCCACACAUUGGCUGCACAGCAGGACAAAGACCAAGCCUUUACGGACAGAAACACAGAGGCAGCCGCCGCC